CGCUGGCAAUCGGACGCGUUUUGAAAACCAGCUCGCUCUCUCUCUCCUCGAUUUCAUUCUGGUUUUCCUUUGAUUUUUGACUGGGAAAGUAAGAAGGUGCGAAAAAAAACAAAAGCAAGCAGCAAGAGGAACUGCAAGAAUAAUAGAAAUUGCUGUUGAGAAGCUGAAAACAGGAAAUCCAGAGGCGAGAAAUCAGUUUUGACCAUUCGCAGACUCACCGCCGACCGACCAUGAUCUUGCGAACGCCACUCGCCGCCGGCCACCAGCUGCAGCUCCUCCUGCCCGCCGUCCUGCUCCUGCCCCUCCUCCUCCUCCUGCUGCUGCUGCCCAGCUCCUCCUGCGAUGCCAAGACGGUGAAUCCGGGGGAUCAGCUGCAGAUGCAGCACCAUCAGAUGUCCGCAGAGCCGGGACUGCCGGAGCCGAGAGCCUACAUGCCGGAUGCCCAGCACCUGGACUUUGUCUACCACGACCACGAGGAGCUCACGAGGUUUCUACGGGCCACCAGUGCCCGGUAUCCCAACCUGACGGCCCUCUACUCCAUCGGCAAGUCCAUCCAGGGGCGGGAUCUCUGGGUGAUGGUGGUCAGCUCGUCGCCCUACGAGCACAUGGUGGGCAAGCCGGAUGUGAAGUACGUGGGCAAUAUCCAUGGCAACGAGCCCGUGGGCCGCGAGAUGCUGCUCCACCUGAUCCAGUACUUUGUGACCAGCUACAGCUCGGAUCAGUAUGUCAAGUGGCUGCUGGACAACACCAGGAUCCACAUCCUGCCCACGAUGAAUCCGGAUGGCUAUGCGGUUUCCAAGGAGGGCACCUGCGACGGCGGCCAGGGAAGGUACAAUGCCCGCGGCUUCGAUCUGAAUCGCAACUUCCCCGACUAUUUCAAGCAGAACAACAAGCGUGGCCAGCCGGAAACGGAUUCGGUCAAGGAUUGGAUAUCCAAGAUCCAGUUUGUGCUGAGUGGCAGCCUCCAUGGCGGCGCCUUGGUGGCCAGCUAUCCCUACGACAAUACGCCCAACUCCAGGAUCUGCCGUUCGUCCGCCCUGUGCGCGAUGUUCCAGACCUAUUCGGCGGCGCCGUCCCUGACGCCCGACGACGAUGUGUUCAAGCACUUGUCCCUGGUCUACGCCCGCAACCACGCCAAGAUGUCCAGGGGCGUGGCCUGCAAGUCGGCGACGCCGGCCUUCGAGAACGGGAUCACGAACGGGGCCGCCUGGUAUCCUUUGACCGGUGGGAUGCAGGACUACAACUACGUGUGGUACGGCUGCAUGGAGAUCACCCUGGAGAUAUCCUGCUGCAAGUUCCCGCCCGCCUACGAGCUCAAGAAGUACUGGGAGGACAAUCAGCUGUCCCUGAUCAAGUUCCUGGCCGAGGCGCAUCGAGGGGUCCAGGGAUUCGUGUUCGAUCCGGCGGGCAUGCCCAUUGAACGGGCCUCCAUCAAGAUCAAGGGCCGCGAUGUGGGCUUCCAGACCACCAAGUACGGUGAGUUCUGGCGCAUUCUGCUGCCGGGCUAUUACAAAGUGGAGGUCUUUGCCGAAGGCUUUGCCCCUCGGGAAGUGGAGUUCGUGAUUGUGGAACAGCAUCCCACGCUGCUCAAUGUGACGCUGCAGCCCUCGAAGUACCUGGUGACAGCUUCUGGUUCAACAACCUCAACUGCAAAGCGUCGCGUCAAUGGAAAGUUGCAGCUGUCCACCGAAUAAUCGAGAUCCGAUUUCCGGGAGUCCACUACGAUCGAAUGUAAAUAAAAUAGCUGCAGUGCUUUAGUCCUAUUAACACCUCCUCACCCCUGAAACUCCACACAUUCGUUUGUUCGUUAAUUCCACAUUAAAUCUAGGUAUUUCCGGUACAUUCUGGUAUAUUCCUAUUGUACUUACCUGAGAAGCUAAAAAUAAUAAUAUGUAACAUACUAUAUGAUUUAAGAAAGGCCUAAUAAGUUUUCUAAAAUUGUAAACAUCUUGAGCACAAUUUGUAAAUUUUCGUUUUAGCUGGAAACUUUAUAUUUAUUAUUUUUUUUAAGAUAAUCUUUAAUUAGUAUAUUUGUUCUUAACCCAUAACUUUUAAGACCAUUGCUGGUACAAGGUCUAAUUUGUAAUAUAAGGCUUAAAGUGGUAAAUGGAAUACUAAUCCAAAGAGAACCUAAGUAAUCACUUGUUAAUUGAUUUCGCAGCGCAUUGAGGGCAUCGGGGGUCCCAUGGGUC
Molecule: messenger RNA, 2192 nt
Organism: Drosophila takahashii
Lineage: Eukaryota; Metazoa; Arthropoda; Insecta; Diptera; Drosophilidae
Product: carboxypeptidase D
Biological process (GO): peptide metabolic process; protein processing
Molecular function (GO): zinc ion binding; metallocarboxypeptidase activity
Source: RefSeq, a predicted model, not a curated record